UUUGACUGAGAGUUCCUGCAUGGCAGAAUGGGAUUGGACUGGAUGGUCCUUAUGGUCUUUUCCAACCGUACGAUUCUAUAUGAGGACCACACCAGAAGCACGUUGAACCGGAGAGACGAGUCCCUUGACAGUGGCCUAUGUGCGUUGCGUAAAGCAGUAACAGCUCACCGUAGCGAAGAGAAGGGGCUUAGCGCUCAAGCAUUUGCAAACAUUUGCCGUCGCUCGGAAGAAUGGCUCCUUUGUAUUAGCACUCCCAGCAAGAAAACCAAAGUGGAGAGGCCUCGGGGCACGGGGCCAAAGGAACACAAUUGCGGGAGUGAAAUGUCAGUCUGACGCUUGAGCAAGAAGAGGAAUCAAAACAGAGCCCUCUAGUGGGAAACAGAGCCGUGAGUCACAUAAGCGAGUGACGUUGGAGUACCCAAAGUAUAAACAGCAGGAUGAAUGCCUUACCAGGUGCCAGCUGGUCUUCUGAAGCUCAGAAGAAGCAAGCGAGGGGAUGCCACCCGGAUGGAGAGACAGAACGGGGGCAAAAUGGCAGACUUCAACUCUGACUACCCGCCAUCUCUGUGGGCAUCUAUCUCACAGGCCGUGUUGACCUCCUUCAGCUCUCCCCUCACAACCUGAGAUGUUCUCCAGAAAGAAAGCCUCCAAACUUCCACCUGUGCCCUGCCCCAACGUGCUCACUCCAGACAAAAUCCCUCCGUUUUUUAUCCCGCCCAACUUGGCUACCCUUCAAGGCCGGCGCUCACGCAAGAGCAAGGCCGAAGAAGCCUACGAGGGCCGGUCGGCCACAGACCACAUUAUCCAAGUGGAGAACUCGGAGGAAAUCCAGGCCGACGGACAUCUCCAUGGGGCCUCCUCCAUGCCUCAGCUCUCUGGCCUCCCCUUCCUUCCUGAGAGUCCACACACUCGCCGACGGGAGUCUCUCUUCCAUGGUGGACAAUCUCUCCACCAGUGCCACGUUGCCACCUUCUCCUCUCCAACCACAAGACCCCUAUCGCACCCUGGUUUGGCUCCGGACAGUGACACGGCUUCCUCUGCCGAGACUUCCCCUUACAGCUCUCCACUCCUGAUGCGCUCCUUGGGUGCCGUUCCAUUGUGUCAUGCCCACAGGCAUCGCCGGAGGUUUACGGGCCGCUCCAGUAAUGUCCUCACAACUGCUCGGCCGAGUUCGUUGUCCACGGAGGAGACCAGUUCCACCGACACAAGCCCCAGCUUCCCCCGCCGGGAAAAGGAGUCCUUCUGGGGUUGCCUGGCCCCUCCGCCACAUUUGCCGGCUUUCCCGCUGGGCUGGAUCCGUUGCCAUGAGAGGCUCACCAAGGAGGUGAUGCUGACGGUGAGCAAAGGGGGACGACUGAGGCUCUCCAGCGAGUACUUGCAACCACAAGGGAGGCUCCGCAUCCGGUUGGUGAGUGCCGAGGCCUUCUACCCUUCCCAUUGUGACCCACGGCACAUCCACUGUUGUGUCUCCCUUCGGCUGCGCCCGGGGGCCAGGCAGAAGCAGCGCAGUGCCAUCGUGAAGAGGAGCCGAGACCCCAUCUUCAAUGAGGACUUUUUCUUCGAGGGUGUCUCCUCCGACGAACUUCCCAGGCUCAGCCUGAGGCUCAAGGUACUGAACAAAGGCUCCGGGAUGCGGAGGGACACCGUGUUGGGCGAAUGCGAUGUCCCACUUGAUUCUCUGUUGCCCUGAAAGGGGAAACAACACACAGGAAGUGGUACAAUGGCAUCAGGAAGAGGCAGGGCUAUUGGGAGAGCCUCGUUCGGUUACUCCCUUCAUCUCUACAAUAGAGUUUUCCCAACAAAAGUGUUGGGAAAAGUCUCCUUUCCUCCUUAUAAAGGGAGCCCUGGUAGGGCAGUGUUUAAAUGCCGGUACUACAGCCACAUGGUUCUGAGUUCGAACCCAGGGCUCCACGGUUGACUCAGCCUUCCAUCCUUUCAUCGGUCGGUAAAAUCAGGACCCAACUUGUGGCUUACAGAUCGUAAACAGCUUAGAGUGCUGCGUUCACUGAUAAAGUGGCAUGGAAAUGUAAAUGCUAUUGCUAUUAUAUUUUGACCCAAAAUGGCCACAGUCAAAAAGAUGGAUGGGUUGAGACCCGAAUCGAUCCAUAAACGCCAAGAAGAAUCAGCUCCUUCCCAAUUUUUGGUCGAUGCUCUCAUGGCUGGUUGCCAGCAGGGGGCACUGUUGGGUUGGUCUCUGCUGCUCUUGGGCGCCACCAAUGCCGCAGGCCAGAAGUGGUACUGCAGCUUCUUUUCCAGCUGUCAUCAAGCGACGCAAGUAGGGUGGGGUGGAACGAUGGGAUUUCGCAUGAUCCUUUAAAACCCCAGAUUAUAUAUUGGCUGGCCCUUUUGUGUCAACAACUCCAUGAGUAAAACCCAUGGCUCAUACAGCUGGUUUCCAUUGCUCCUUCUCAUAGCCGACUCAGGAGAUGAGUGCCAAAGGCUAAGGAGCCGAAACAAGAGGUGGAAGGCAAGAGGGAAGCGUGAGUGAGGUUGGGGUGCUCUGAAGGUUUGGAAGAAUGGGGGGAAUUCACUAAAAGAGUGACCACCACCCCCUUCACACACAGAGACACAAAAGCCACAGAGAAUUGCGCAUAUUCAUUGUGGCAUGGAGACACCUUUCGCAGCAGCAUGUGGUGUGGAAAUGUAUCCGCAAUAUGUUCAAUAAGGUAAAAGCAGGAAAGAUACAUUGCCAUAUGAUGGGAAAAACUGGUACCCAGAUGGACAGAUAGAGAACUGGUUGGACAGGUGGGAGGAUGGAUAGCUAUGAUAUGAUAUGAUAUGAUAUGAUUGAAGAAAGGGUGGAUGAAGUGGUAUAGAUAGGCAGACAGAGGAGCUUAUCACAUGAAGGAGAUCCAGGAGUUUAUCCCGUGAAUAUCCUGGAAAAAUCAUGCAAUUACGUGUAAUGAUUUUGCACAAAACCCGCCAU
Sceloporus undulatus (fence lizard) is the source of this 2926-nucleotide messenger RNA. RefSeq names its product C2 calcium dependent domain containing 4D (gene C2CD4D). The transcript is spliced from 3 exons. Bases 626 to 1690 code for a protein of 354 amino acids. NCBI's taxonomy places the organism in Eukaryota, Metazoa, Chordata, Lepidosauria, Squamata, Phrynosomatidae. The record is from RefSeq and is a predicted model, not a curated record.